AUGCGCCCAUCGAUCUCAUUUUCCAUCUUCCUACUCCAGUGCGCUACGAGCUUUAGGAUAACGCAUGACCUCCAGCUUUAUCGUGCCUCUAACAGCUUGUGCUGCCCUUUGGUUCGAAGGCUCCGCGGCGUGAGGGAGCAGGAAGCAGCCCUUCACUUGCGCCCCGGAGAAUGCAACAUCGUCCGCAUUUCCAUGUCGCAGAACGUUAAUCAGAAGAACAACCUCAAACGACAGCAGGGUAGAACUCCCAGGACGGCGCCAAUACAGCUUCCUCUCCUGAAAGACUUCCGCGAUCUUUGCGGCAUGGUUGAAACCAUACACCCCCUCCUGGCCGCCGGUAGAGGCAGCAAUGCUCGUAUGAAAGUUGCAGAUGCUGCUCGCGUGCUCUCAAAAUUGAAUAGCUUUGACGGGACUAGGGCAGGACGAACCCUCCCGUCCUCUCAUGCUGUCAAGAUGCAGGACAUCGAAGAGAUUUGUGUUGGAUGCCUACAAACGAACUGUCGAGCCCUACGGUUAAAGCAGAUCGCUAUGGCGUUCAACGCUCUACGAAAGAGUUGGAGCAAAUACACCUCGUUCUUUGAGGCAAGCUGCCUGCGGAUACAGGAAAUAGUCGCCGACGCCGACAGGUCGAACAACUACACGGAGUGCGACGGACAGACUGUGUCGACCCUCGUGAACGCGCUCUCCCAGCCGACCUCUUUACAGCUGAAAGGGGCGAAUGAGACGAUCAAGUGCCUUCUUGACACCCUGGACAAGAUCAACAUCUCCUCUUUCAGCUCCCAGGGCAUCGCGAUGAUUGUGGGAGGAUGCAACAGGGCAAGACAGAACCAUCCUGUCCUUACAUUCUUGGCUCUUGAGAUGCUGAGGAGGCCGACUCAAACCAUCGACCUGCAAGCAGCAGCGCUGAUCGCGCACGGGCUGAAGCGACUCGGGCGACUGGACGUACAGGUGCUGGGACACUUCUCCUCAGUCUUCUUGCGCCAUUCCUCGCGAAGCUACCAGGGGCAGACGAUGGCCAUGGCAGCAGAAGCCUUCUCGGGCUCCAAUGUGCGUCUGCAAGAGGUACUGGGGCACUUCACGAAGAUGGUGGAUGAGGAGGUGAAGUUGGACUCUAGAUCUGUUGUUGACCUGGCAAGGAUCGUUUCUUCAUGGGAUGUGAACUGUGAGAACUUUCUCAAUGUCUUGAUGGCAAGAAGCUUGCGGAUGGAGGAGAGAAAAGAAAUCCUCAGCAGGCUUUCUUCAGCUCCGGAGGACCCGAACAAUGACUCGCCUGCAAGAGCCCGCAGCUCACGAGCGAGCUUGUUAUCUUCCUCCAUCAUGAGAGCAACGGCACACGCGCUGAUCGACCUGAGCUUGGAGGCAUCGGCGGCAAGCAGGGAGAUCCUAGGGGACGUGGAAGUCCUCCUCCUCCUCCUCCGGUGGUUUGGGAGAGAGAAAGUAGACCAGACUAUUCUGCUCGCCCUGAGACUUUGUGUGGAAGCUGCUGUGGGGUCCUUGAAGGAAGCGCAAAGGAAGAGGAGCACAACUAUGUCAAAAUCAGCCAUUUCCGCCUUUGACCUCUCUGUUCUCGCACAUGCUGUUGCAGACUCUCUCGUGGCGGGAGCGGUUGAUAAUGAUGCUCGUAAAGGAGAGCACAUGCAGACAGACUCGUCAAGUUUGUUCCAGCUAAAUCAAGCUUGGGAGGUCGUUACAACGGAAAUCGAGUUCUGCGUCAGACACCAGCUUUUGAGCGCCUCAGCUUGUAGUGUUUCAUGCUCAAUCCUUGAUGAGGAAGUGACCGUUGUCUCAGAUGCCUCCUGUUUGAAUGCUGUUUGCAAGAUGCCAUCCAACGAAAGGAUUCUCAACAUCUUGUUCGAUUCCGUCCAAUGUGACGAUUGGGAUUUUCCUUCGCAAGCAAUAACUCUCAAGAUGCUAACGUCUUUCAAGACAAGUGAGUUGUGUCAGAAACCAUUCCAUGACUUUGUUGUUGUAACGACGAUGAUAUCCUCAGGUUGUAGAAAUCAACAACUGAAGAGCAGACUGGAGGUUGCGAUCUUAAAAGUCAUGUCGGUAGCCGUGCAAUCCCUCAACGAGAACUCCUCGAUCAAACAUGCUGUUAUGGUUCUGACCUCCUUGGAGCACGCCUGCUCUGACCACACCUCUACCCAACUCAUCGCCGUCCUCCGCUUUCUCGGCUCCAUGAAGUCACGCUACUUUGAUGCUCAGGGGAUAGCCAACAUCUUCAACUUCAUUGUCAACCUCGACAAGAGCAGCAGGAAGUUGUCGGCCGGGCAGCAGCGAGAAAUCGAAGAGGUUGAGGAGCAAGUCAAGCAGGCACUGAUCGAGGCGACCUACUCCCUCUACUCCGAGGAGGAUAGCAAGGCCUCCCCUCCCUCCUCCUUCAGCGCUCAGGAGCUCGCGCUGGUUAUCAACGCCCUCGCUCGGCUCGGCAGGAAGGACGACGUGCUACUACGUAUGCUCCUCUCUCAUGCAUGGACCAUCUCGACCCGAGAGCCGGACUCUCUCGACGCGCAGGCGAUCGCCAUGAUCUGCAAUGGGAUGACCAGGCUCAAGGUGCAGGAUCUCAACCUCCUCCGAAGUUUCUCUAAGAUCAUCCGCCGCAGACCCCCCCAGCAGUUUUCCCACCAGCAGGCCUCGAUGGUGCUCAACUCUUACGCCAACUCGCGCCUGCGCGAUCAGGCUGUAUUCCAACACUUGAUCAAACUCGUGGGGGGUGGGCUAGGAGGGUCCACGAUGACAGCAGAGAGGAGAAGGGAUAGGGACAAGGACAGGGUCUCUCCAUCCGCUCAAUCCAUCUCCAUGACGAUGCAUGCCAUGGCAGUACUGGACAUCCAAGGGCCCGAGGGAGUCGUCGAGUGUCUUGUUGACGAGCUGGUCUCCCUCGACGUUGCUUCCUCCUCUGGCCAGGCAGUUGCCAACAUCGCGUGGUCGGUCGCAGCGCUACAAGUCAGCGGGAGGGUCCACGACUGGCUGCUAGAUGCGAUCAAGUUUCACAUCGCCAACAUGGACCGCGCUUGCCUCUUUCAGGUCCACCAGUACCUCCUCGACUGCGCUCUGCGGGACAUCAAGGGCAGCUACAAGGAGGGGCAGCAGAAGCUCCAAAUGGCCUCGAAGAGCAUCCCCUCCCACCUCCUCCUCGACUCGUCCACGUCCAUGAAGGCCGUGGCAGCUGGGGUCGGCAGGGGCCUGGCUGGAGGAGCUGGCCUGACGGUCUCUCGGCUCCAGAGCGACGUCAUCAGAACUUUGCGGGGGAUGGGGGUCGAGGUGGAGGAGGAAUGGAUGGAACCUCGCUCCCGCUACGUCGUCGACGCCUGGCUGCCAACCUUCGGCAUCGCCCUUGAAGUCGACGGUCCCUACCACUACGCAUAUUCUGCUGGAUCCGCGCAGGAAACACGCCCUGGCUCGGCCACGGUGAGGCCGGACGGCAACGGUCGACACCCUCUGGGCUCGACCAAGCUCAAGCAUCGGCACCUUGCGGAGCUGAUGAUCCCCGUGCUCGUGGUCCCCUACUGGGAGUGGCCCGAGGACUCUCAAGCGAGCAAGCAGACGUACUUGAGCAACCUGCUCUUCUCCCACGUUGGUUCAGUGACCGUCACGGGCUAG
This is a messenger RNA of Guillardia theta CCMP2712, 3603 nucleotides long. RefSeq lists its product as hypothetical. The record is from RefSeq and is a predicted model, not a curated record. Bases 1 to 3603 code for a protein of 1200 amino acids. Gene Ontology annotation, biological process: mitochondrial RNA processing; regulation of mitochondrial mRNA stability. The transcript has 11 exons. Gene Ontology annotation, molecular function: RNA binding. NCBI's taxonomy places the organism in Eukaryota, Cryptophyceae, Pyrenomonadales, Geminigeraceae. Gene Ontology annotation, cellular component: mitochondrial matrix; ribonucleoprotein granule.